CUGUGACUAGAUAGGCGGUCAGUGAAGUGCGUAGGGUAGUUGAACUGUGCAACCCAAAUACUUGUUCUGUUGGUUGGUUACACCUGCUCGCAAAACAAUUCUCACUGUCGGUUUCAUUGGACAUUGUUUAUCAUUCAUACAGUGUUUUUUAGUCGAUGAAAGUAUUGCUUGGCAAAUGAGGAACAGAGGACGUGUUUUCAUAAAAGCACCGACCUGAGCUCAUGGGUUUUCCCCCCAUCAUCUGUCCCAGCCAUGAAGCAGCAGAGUGGACUGUAGACCCACUCUGAGCCCAGAGAACAGCAGAACUCGCUCCCACACUAAGGUUGGUAUGGUAAAAACGGGGCGCGUGGAUGAGGAGGAGCAGCUGCAGUGAGGUGGAACACCGCGGUAACCACGGGACCGUCUAGCCCCGCCCACCCACCAUGCCCUCGUCCACGCGGAAGGGAGUGCCGAAGGACCCAGAGCAGGCCGACCUCUUCUUCAAAGAAGACCCAGAGGAAGUCUUCUGUGACCUCCACGAGAUCGGCCAUGGCAGCUUCGGGGCUGUCUACUUUGCCAGGAACUCCUACUCCAACGAGGUGGUGGCCAUCAAGAAGAUGUCCUACAAUGGCAAACAGACCACCGAGAAAUGGCAGGACAUCAUCAAGGAGGUCAAGUUUUUGGAACAGCUGCGCCACCCAAACACCAUUGAGUAUAAAGGCUGCUACUUAAAGGAUAACACUGCCUGGCUGGUGAUGGAGUACUGCCUAGGCUCCGCAUCAGAUUUACUAGAGGUUCAUAAGAAACCGCUCCAAGAGGUUGAAAUUGCUGCCAUAACCCACGGUGCCUUGCUAGGACUGGCUUACCUACAUUCCCGUAAUAUGAUUCACAGAGAUGUAAAAGCUGGAAACAUCCUGCUAACGGAGCCAGGCCAGGUCAAAUUGGCAGACUUCGGCUCUGCCUCUACAGCCUCUCCUGCCAACUCCUUCGUAGGAACUCCUUACUGGAUGGCCCCGGAAGUGAUCCUAGCCAUGGAUGAGGGUCAGUACGAAGGGAAGAUCGACAUCUGGUCCCUGGGAAUCACCUGCAUAGAACUGGCGGAGCGGAAGCCUCCCCUGUUCAACAUGAACGCUAUGAGUGCCUUAUAUCACAUUGCCCAGAACGACUCUCCCACGCUGCAGUCCAACGAGUGGUCGGACCCCUUCCGGAGCUUUGUUGACUGCUGCCUCCUCAAAAUUCCUCAGGACAGACCCUCGUCUGGGGAGCUGCUGCGACAUGACUUUGUACGUCGGGAGCGCCCCCCGCGGGUCCUUAUGGAUCUGAUCCAGAGGACCAAGGACGCGGUGAGGGAGCUGGACAACCUGCAGUACCGUAAGAUGAAGAAGAUCCUCUAUCAGGAAAAACACAUGGGGGAGAGCCUGGAGGAGGAGGAGGACUGUGAGCAGGCCAGCUGUAAGACGAACAGCCUGGGCAGUAACCACUCCAUCCCCAGCACCUCAGUCAGUACAGGAAGUCAGAGCAGCAGCGUCAACAGCAUACAGGAGGUCCUAGACGAGAGCUGCUCCGACGUGACCAUGAUGCACCACGACUAUGACAGCAGCUUAGAGUCCUCCGCACACACCAAAAAGGACCACAUGUAUAACUGGGAUGAUGGUCUGAAACGUGACCACAGGCCGGAGCUGAUUCCAGCAUCCUCUGACAUGAGCAAGGCACACAACUAUCGCCACAACAACUUCUCCACCAUCAAAUCAGCAUCACUGGUAACCAAGCAGAUCCAUCAGCAUGAGCAGGAGAAUGAGCUGCGGGAGCAGAUGUCCGGUUAUAAACGGAUGAGACGGCAGCACCAGAAGCAGCUGAUCGCUCUGGAGAACAAGCUGAAGGCAGAGAUGGACGAACACCGGCUGAAGCUGCAGAAGGAGGUGGAGACCCAGGCCAACAAUGCCCACAUAGAGCUGGAGAAACUGGCCAAGAGACACACCGUCCACUGUGAAAAAGAGAUGAAGACAACGUCAUCAGAUGAGAAGAAGUUCCAGCAGCAGAUAGUGUCCCAGCAGAAGAAGGAUCUCACCACCUUCCUGGAUAACCAGAAGAAGCAGUACAAACUCUGCAAGGAGAAGAUUAAAGAGGAGAUGAAUGACGACCACCACACCCCUAAGAAGGAGAAGCAGGAGCGCCUGUCGAAGCACAAGGAGAACCUGCAACACAGCCAGGCUGAGGAGGAGGCCCAGGUCCUGAGCCAACAGAGGGCCUUCUACGACAGGAACUGCAGAGGCUUCAAACGCAAAGUCGUGAUCAAGAGGCACACGUUGGAACAGGAGCAGAUACGAGAGGAGCUGAACAAGAAGAAGACACAGAAGGAGAUGGAGCAUGCCAUGCUGAUCAGACAUGACGAGUCGACCCAGGAGCUGGAGCAUCGUCAGCUGAAAACCCUUCAGAAGCUCCGCAUGGACCUGAUCCGUCUGCAGCACCAGACAGAACUGGAGAACCAGAUAGAGUACAACAACCGCCGCGAGAGAGAGCUCCACCGCAAGCACGUUCUGGAGCUACGACAGCAGCCCAAGAACCUCAAGGCCAUGGAGCUGCAGAUUAAGAAACAGUUCCAGGACACGUGUAAGGUCCAGACGCGUCAGUACAAGGCCCUGAGACACCACCAGAUGGAGGUGACGCCCAAGAGCGAGCACAAGGCGGUCCUCAAGGCCCUGAAGGAGGAGCAGACCAGGAAGCUGGCCAUUCUGGCCGAGCAGUACGAACAGAGCAUCAACGAGAUGAUGGCAUCGCAGGCGCUGCGUCUGGACGAGGCCCAGGAAGCCGAGUGCCAGGCUCUGAGGCACCAGCUGCAGCAGGAGAUGGAGCUGCUUAAUGCCUACCAGAGUAAGAUCAAGAUGCAGACCGAGGCCCAGCAUGACAGAGAGCAGCAGAAGCUGGAGCACAAGGUGUUGCUGCGCAGAGCCCACCUCGAACAAAAGAUUGAAGAGGAGCUGGCUUCCCUUCAGAAGGAGCGUACAGAGAGGAUCAAGCACCUGCUGGAGCGCCAGGCAAGAGAGAUUGACACGUUCGACAUGGAGAGUCUCCGUCUGGGCUUCGGUAACCUGGUGGCCCUGGACCCCCCCAAGGACAUCUACAGAUGAUUAGACCAGCCCAGGUAAUCUGGUGGCCCUGGAUACCCCGAAGGACGACUACAGAUGCCUAGACCAGCCCUGGUAACCUCCUCGUGACCUCCUGUCUAUCUUCAUCAUCUGGUCUGACCCUCCUCGUCCCCCUGACCUGGUCUGGUCGGGAUUGACCGGGCAGUUAGGGUCUUUAGCCACUGAUGCACACACACACACACACACACAUUAACACACGCACAUGUGCAUGUACACACACUCCAGCCCAGUGCUAGUCUAAUGCCAACGGGGCCCCCAAUCUCAUAGUAUGGUGUACAGAUGACUAAAAAUGCUGGAUAACUUCCUAGGCUUUCUUUCUUUUUAAAGAACAACAACACAAUGUCACAGUGUUUCUGUUUCUUGUGCAGUGAUGGCACUUUUAGUGUGACUGAAACCGGAAAGCAGACAGAGAGAAUAAGAGAAAAGAGUAUGAUGAUACAAGUGAGUAAUAUUGUGUUGCUCAAUGAUCAUGCAUUAGAGGUUAAUAAUUGGUUCAAGCUGUGCAAAAAAACUUCCAAAGCCCAAAAACUCAAAAACAAACUGAUCCUUCUGCAGCCUUGUUGUCUUAUUGGCGCUGCUUCCAGUUCCUUCAACUAUUUUUUAGAUUUAUAUUCAUCGGGACAUUUUUAUAGAAAAUAUCAAGCAAUUUCAUACGUUGAGAACAUGUUUGAAGUCAUAAUGUACAUGUUGGUACGUUAAUAAUUUUGACUCUUUGGAGAGAAUUUGACUUGACUUGGGAGGGACACUGAGGAGGGAGACUUGCAAUGGACACUGGUACUCUACUGUAUUAUACUGAUUCUCUGCACUGGCAGGUAAUGUGAAUACUACAUGGUUACGUCUGGAAUUGCACCCUAUUCCCUAUGUAGUGCAGUACUUAUAGGGCACUGGUUAGUGCACUAUAUAGUAAUAAAAUAGUGCACUACAUAGGGAAUAGGUUGUGAUUUGAGACGGAGCCCAUGUGAAUCCCUACUCCCAGGUAGCACAAAGGGCUUUGUCGCAGGGGGAGGGAUAUGUAUUUUGUGUAUAGAAGGAUUUAUGGUAGAGCCUUUUACUUAUUUUCGUAUUGUACUAUUUUAAUUGUUAUUCAAAUCGAUUUUUUUUUUAAAUGAUGGUUUUCUCCUCUUCGUUCAGUAAGUCGACUCGAUCACUCAAUGGGUUUCUUUCUCUGACAUUCUGUCUGAAAUGAGUCAUUAUUUUUGCUUUAACCGCCACACUCUACAAGCUGAGUAUUUUCUUAUAAACCAGAUCAGUAAAAUAAAUGCUUUAUUAUUGCAUGCACUUUCAUUUUGUUUUCCAGGAUUAAGAGAGAGCAUGAAUCUGUCAGCUUUUAAUUAUAUUUGUAAAUAAAGUGCUCAUCACACAA
This is a messenger RNA of Coregonus clupeaformis (lake whitefish), 4488 nucleotides long. Its product is annotated as serine/threonine-protein kinase TAO3. The record is from RefSeq and is a predicted model, not a curated record. Bases 423 to 3107 code for a protein of 894 amino acids. Gene Ontology annotation, biological process: execution phase of apoptosis; protein phosphorylation. Lineage: Eukaryota; Metazoa; Chordata; Actinopteri; Salmoniformes; Salmonidae. The transcript has 21 exons. Gene Ontology annotation, molecular function: ATP binding; protein kinase activity.